This is a messenger RNA of Salvelinus namaycush (lake trout), 2927 nucleotides long. Its product is annotated as ADP-ribosylation factor 6. Bases 1068 to 1595 code for a protein of 175 amino acids. Gene Ontology annotation, biological process: vesicle-mediated transport; intracellular protein transport. The transcript is spliced from 2 exons. Gene Ontology annotation, cellular component: cytoplasm. The record is from RefSeq and is a predicted model, not a curated record. Gene Ontology annotation, molecular function: GTP binding; GTPase activity. NCBI's taxonomy places the organism in Eukaryota, Metazoa, Chordata, Actinopteri, Salmoniformes, Salmonidae.
CCAGAUAAUCACAACACAAAAUUAAACCGUGCUGUUUUCGUAAUAAUACCCAACAACUGGCGUCCAUUUCAACUAUCAUACGUUCGUUUUGCUGUUGAAUCUCUCGGUGUGCGCAUGCCAAAUGGCGUAGUGCAUGAGCAAUCGAGAGGAAGUGGCGGGUGAUCUGGGUCCGCACCUUUUCCGGUAACACAGCACCGCCACCGCUUUGACUGAACGACUGUAGAGAGAGGCAAGAGCGGGGAGAAUCAACCUGGGGACCGGGGGUUGCCGCAGUUGUAGGGAGAGAGAGAAGAGAGAGGAAGAGCGUAAAGUCGGAUGAAUCAAUUACCUUUUGAGCAUUCUAGACCUGGUUGUCCCCGGCGAAGAUACGACUGGGGGUGAUCUUAUUUGUCUCCGGUACAAUGAACUCCCGAAUAGAAUCGUUAUUUUGAAUCCGCCGAUUGGAAUAAGGGCAAGUGGACAGCCGGCAGACAAGGAGGAAGUCGGAACUACUACGGGGUUUAGAGAGGGCCUACUUUCUUAAACGCAACUAUUAGGCUAUAUUUUUGGUAUUUCUUUCUACAUUAUUGAAAACACCAAGGUACGCACCGGGACCUGAAAUUUAGAUUCGCUAAUCGUUUGAAUCAAAUAGACUGAAUUAUAGUGUUGUGGAUUAUGAAAAUAUUUCCCCACCCUCUCCCGGCACCUAGACGUCAAAUUCUCAACCACUUCAAUUUCCCUUUGCACACCUCUCAUAGUUCCUAUUUAUUUUCUGACAGCUGUUAAGGUAACGGAAUAUUUGUAUUUUUCAGUGAAUAAUUUUCCAUUGCUUGCCCGCCAUUCUAGACACGAGUAUCUGGAACAGUCGUUUGUAACUGCCACCGUCUUUAAAAAAAAGUAUACUUGUGUCAACCUACCACUGAUAGACUGUCACGUGGACGUCUGCUGUCAGGCAACCUGCUACCGCAAUAGAAACGAAACCUGUAACUUUUUUUUUUUAAAUAACGAUUUCUGCUCUCUUGAAAUCAUAGGGAAGCUAUUUAGAUUUUUUUUCUAAGGAAGUGGAUUGUUCAUGCACAGCCUACAAUAUGGGGAAAAUGCUCUCGAAGAUCUUUGGCAACAAGGAGAUGAGGAUAUUGAUGCUUGGACUUGAUGCUGCUGGCAAGACCACCAUCCUCUACAAACUAAAGCUGGGCCAGUCCGUCACCACCAUUCCCACUGUCGGCUUCAACGUUGAGACGGUAACCUACAAAAACGUGAAGUUCAACGUGUGGGACGUCGGGGGCCAGGACAAGAUCCGGCCGCUGUGGAGGCACUACUACACCGGCACCCAGGGCCUCAUCUUCGUGGUGGACUGUGCCGACAGGGACCGGAUAGACGAGGCCCGCCAGGAGCUCCACCGGAUCAUCAACGACCGGGAGAUGCGAGAUGCCAUCAUCCUGAUCUUCGCCAAUAAGCAGGACCUGCCCGACGCCAUGAAGCCCCAUGAGAUCCAGGAGAAGCUGGGCCUGACCCGGAUCAGGGAUAGGAAUUGGUACGUUCAGCCAUCGUGUGCUACCACCGGUGAUGGACUAUACGAGGGCCUGACCUGGCUCACCUCCAAUUACAAAUCUUAAUGUUCAUCACUUCUAUGUUCAGCCUGGACUGUUUAGUUACAACAAGCAAAAAAGAAUUGAAAUGAACAAGAGAUGGAAAAGAUUACAAGCUGAGGCAAUUAAUGAAUAAUAUGACUUCUCAGAUGAUUAAAUGAAAAGUUUGAUUAUACUUUUUUUCUUUUGAUAAUGACUUCCCUAUAACCCACAUUUUCUUUAUAAACAAAAAUACUAUUGUUUUGGCUGGCUUUUCUUUCAUAUUUUUUCCCGCUUUGGCUCUGUAAUAUACUUCGCUCACAUUCUUAUCACUCAAUACUUUGCUUUCAGAAGCUCUGAAAGAUGCGUAUUCACAAACAAAAUCUCUUGUAUGAUGUUUUGGGGGAUAGCAGGGUUCUAUAGAUACAUUAGACAGCCUUUUCAUACAGUAUUCUCAUGUCCCAACUUCCACCCAAAAGAUGGGAAAUGCCCCUUUGAGGACGUUACCCAUUCAUAUCUGUGCCGGAAACAAAGGGGCAGCAUCAGCAUAUCAGUUCAACUGCCACCAUGUUUUUUUUAAGGAUUAAGAUUGUGUAUUACGGACAUGUAAGGACCUUACGAAGAAGUACUUUUUUCACUGUUGAUUGGUUGUAUUAAAAAAAAAAUGAAGAAAAUGUUAGUGCGUAAUUCCUUAAACAGUGAUUCCAUCCAUGAUGUCUGCUAGGGAAGUUUUCUAAAAAGACACUAUAUGGAUGCUGGAAUAUAUGGAAACUGACAUGGAUGGAUAUUGUUGUAUUUGUGUUCUGUUUUCGGAUCAGAAUCUUUUACCACUGGUCUCGUUUUGCCUCUAUUCUUCCAAGCGCUUCCAUUUGCAGCUCUGGCUGGCUUUUGCGAAGCCCUGAGUUUAUAGGUGCACCAACAGACUGACAGCAUACUCAUAGCUGAGUCUGCACUAUAGGUGGGGGGGACUACCCUAUCCAUGAGAGGAUGGGAAGACACAUACUAUAGGCCCCUUGACAAAGUGCACACUUGACUCUUGACUGACUCUUGGACCCCAGUAAGCGUUUACUUUUCAGCCCACCAUACCACUUCAAUGGUGCUCUGCUCUCCAGUAACUGGGGCCUUCUGCGCUGCUCAUUCACAUCAGCUGUACAGCUCGUGUCAUGCAGUCAGACAAGACUGUACUUUCUGUUCAGUAUAGAUAAGAAAAUGCUUUGUUUAAUUUUUUUGUUCAAUUUGCUAUGCUGACUAAAUAAUAAAGAUAUCCAGAUCAACAUGGAAGUGGAGCUUUUUCAAUAUGAUGCCUUGUUGACUAACAUGUACAUGCUUAAACUAUUUGAAUGUCACAAAAGAGGAAGUAAAAUUUGGCUGUUAAAAAAA